CGAGAAGAACUGUCAUACCCCGGAAUCAAGGAACGACGUCGCUCCAGCUCCUCCUCCUCCGAGCCUCGACAGGAGCAGGAACCACGGCCAACAUUAUCAGGGCCGACGACCGGAGAUAUGGUCGACCGGCAUCAUGAGGAGGAGAGCUCCGACGACGAUGGUGAUCAAUGGAUCUUCUCGAGUAGAAGAGAACUGCGACGACGUUUGCAACGACAACUCGUGCUCGCAUUUCCACCG
Molecule: messenger RNA, 237 nt
Organism: Linum tenue
Lineage: Eukaryota; Viridiplantae; Streptophyta; Magnoliopsida; Malpighiales; Linaceae
Source: the annotation of a GenBank genome assembly